This is a messenger RNA of Brettanomyces bruxellensis, 2661 nucleotides long. RefSeq lists its product as uncharacterized. Lineage: Eukaryota; Fungi; Ascomycota; Pichiomycetes; Pichiales; Pichiaceae. The coding region runs from base 1 to 2661 and encodes 886 amino acids. The record is from RefSeq and is a predicted model, not a curated record. The transcript has a single exon. Gene Ontology annotation, cellular component: retromer complex; late endosome; retromer, cargo-selective complex. Gene Ontology annotation, biological process: intracellular protein transport; retrograde transport, endosome to Golgi.
AUGUCAACAAAAGUACUUACAUCCCCCGAAGAACAGACAAAGGCAGUUGAAAAUUCUGCGGCUGUGAUUCGCCAACACAUAGUGCUGAUGCGGAAAUGCCUUGAUUCUAGAAACCACUUUAUGGAUGCCCUGAAACAUGCUUCUACAUUUUUAAAUGAGCUUAGAAACAACUCACUUUCACCAAAAGAAUACUAUGAGCUUUACAUUAUGGUUUACGAUGGCUUGGAAUACUUGAGCGAGUACUUGAGAGAUACACAUCCGGAUAACCACUUGGCAGAUUUAUACGAGUUGGUUCAGUAUGCCGGUAACAUCAUUCCACGUCUUUAUUUGAUGAUUACUGUGGGAUCGGUUUAUAUGGGAGUCAAGGAUGCCCCGAUCAAGGAAAUCAUGAACGACAUGCUUGAGAUGUGUCGAGGCGUGCAGCACCCAAUCAGGGGUCUUUUUUUGAGGUAUUACUUGUCCCAAAGAACGAAGGAUCUGCUUCCCACCAAUGGAUUGGAAGAAGAGGAUUCCAAAAGUGCGGACACAGACAAAAAAUCGGAUAAGGAUGCACAGAACAUGCAGCCAAGUGCACAGAACCCACUACAUGGAGAUGUUAACGACUCAAUCCAUUUCAUCAUCACAAAUUUUAUCGAAAUGAACAAGCUUUGGGUGCGUUGGCAGCACCAAGGGCAUUCGUCUGAGUUUGAAAAGAGAACAGAAGAACGUAAGGAGUUGCAAGUUCUUGUUGGAUCGAACUUGGUGAGGAUUUCACAGCUUGAGGCUAUCAAAAGGGUGUAUUAUAAGAAGAAUAUCUUGCCGUUAAUACUUGAACAGAUUGUGAAAUGCAGGGAUGUCAUUGCCCAGGAGUAUUUGUUGGAUGUAAUAAUACAAGUUUUCCCUGAUGAGUUUCACCUCAUUACUAUGGACGAACUUUUCAAUGCUACUUUAAGGCUGGAUCCAGCUGUUAGCUCCAAGAAGAUAAUUCUUUCACUGGUGGAAAGACUCAUCGCCUUUAAGAAAAGAGAACCUGAGUAUGUCAGCAGGGUUGUUGCCGAGGAUUCAGUCGAUAUUUUUGGCAAAUUUAUCGAGUUUAUCGACAAGCUUCUCGAGUGGAAGCCUGAUUUAAGUGCAGAUGACUAUUGCAAGCUUCUUUGUGGGUUGUGCCGGCUUUCUGUCAUUUAUUACUCACAGAAAUACGAGAACCUUGAUUCUGUGUACGAGCACGCUGUUAAAUUUUACAUUGACAACGAGAAAAUUAAAAAGUCAAAAAAUGCAAAGGAGAAGACCUUGCCAAAGAAAGAUUCCAGCAAAGAUAAUACAUCUCAGUCUUGCUGGAAAGAUCUACUUACUUGUCCAGUGUAUCAGUAUUCAGACGUGACAACAGUUCUUAAGUUGGGGGAUAGCUAUCUUAAAUUUGUCAAUGCAAUGAGUUAUGAGGUCAGAAAAAGUGUCUGCAGAGAUAUUAUCACGCGCUUUUUAAAGGAGAAAGCUCAGAUAACCACGGAUGAGGAAUUAAGAAAAGCUUUCCUAUUUUUGGACCCUUUUAUUAGAAUACAAGAUGGCGAAAGCGGAGAAACCGUUAAUCAAAAAACAAAAAAGCCAAUUCAAACAUCAGGAGACAUUCUAGGUGGAUCUCCAAACACAACGGCAGCCGAUUUGACAGAAAAUACAGAGAAGGCUCCCGAAGACAGCAUGGAGAUCCAGAAGAAUGAAGAGUUCCUAUCAAAGUUUAUCCACACGAUAUACAACAAGAAUCCAUACAAAAAUUUUGAGUUGCUAGAGAGUGCACAGAAGGAAUUGGCCAAGGGUGAGCAAAGAGUGAAAUACACUUAUCCAGCACUUGUCUCGACAACGUUAAAGCUAAUCAGGAAACUAUAUUUAGUGAAACAUCUACAAACAGAUAGGCAGAAGAAGAAGGUGAACCGAUUCUUUACAUUUAUCUCGGCCAUUCUUUCAGAAUUAUCGAAACAUAGUUACAAUGCCAUCGACUGCUUUAAUAUGAAUUUGACUACGGCAGAAAUAGCAGAUGAGAUCGGCAUGGAGAAUAUCUCGUACGAUUUUUUCAUCGAGUCACUCGUUAUAUACGAGCAGUUCUUUUUGGACUCGCGUUCUCAGUACCAAGCAUUGAUGGGCUUGAUAAACAAGCUUAUAGGUGCCAAAAACUUGAUGAAAACAGACAAUUUCGAUCGUCUCAUCACACGCACAACCAUAUACUGCUCAAAACUUUUGCGUAAGACGGAUCAAUGCCGUGCAAUAUACAUGGCCUCGCAUUUAUGGUGGAUAGUAGAUGAUACAGAAAAGACGGAAGACGCUGAUGAAUCAGAAAUUUCCGAUCUGGUCAGUGGUGUUGGUCAUUUGUCAUUGAAAAGUGAUGGAAAGAGAGUAUUAGAGUGUCUUCAGCGGGCUUUAAGGACAGCAGACUCGAUUCUUGACUCAAAUGUGUCUCUUGAGCUUUUCAUUGAGAUUCUCAAUCAAUCACUUUACUUCUUCAUUCAUGGAAACAAUCUCAUUACCGUGAGAUACUUAAAUGGUCUUAUUGAAUUGAUUGAAAACAACUUCAGUUCGUUAGGAAAGAUAGAAGGCCCAUCUCUCUUAACUUGGAAUCACUUCCAGCGGACAUUAAAGUACGUUUCUGAGCAGAAAGCGAUCGAUUCCAGAUUUGACGAAGUGCAUGCUUGA